AUGUUUCCAGAGACAAAAAAUGGCUACACCUAUGAGGACUGCAAGGCCACUGCUGAUUGGCUGCUGGCCCAGACAGACGUCCGACCCAAAGUGGGCAUCGUGUGCGGCUCGGGGCUCGGAGGGCUGGCUGAAAUGUUAAAGGACCAGGUAGCCUUCAACUACAAGGACAUCCCCAACUUUCCACAGAGCACUGUGCACGGACAUGCAGGUCGGCUGGUGUUCGGCACCUUAAAGGGGAGGCCAUGUGUUUGCAUGCAGGGGCGCUUCCACUUGUACGAGGGCUACUCAAUCCAGAAGAUCACGCUGCCCAUACGCAUCUUCAAGCUGCUCGGUGUGGAGACGGUGAUGCUGACCAACGCAGCCGGAGGCCUCAAUCAGGACUUUAAAGUGGGAGACAUCAUGAUCAUCAAAGACCACCUCAACAUGCCGGGCUUCGCUGGCAACAAUCCGCUGUCUGGUCCCAACGAUGAGAGGUUCGGUGUGCGUUUCCCCUGCAUGUCCGACGCCUACGACAGAGAGCUGCAGCAGAUGGCCAUGGAUGUGGGACAGGAGCUCGGCUACGGAGACUUCCUGAAGGAGGGCGUCUACUGCGUGCUGGGCGGACCCUCGUUCGAGACCGUUGCUGAGUCCCGUAUGCUGUACAAACUGGGCGCUGAUGCUGUCGGCAUGAGCACAGCCCCCGAGGUGAUUGUGGCGCGUCACUGCGGCAUGCGUGUCUUCGCCCUCUCCUUGAUCACCAACCAGGCGGUGAUGGACUACGACAGCGCAGAGAAGGCCAAUCACGAGGAGGUCCUUCAGACAGGCAAGGAGCGAGCGGAGCAGCUGGAGCGGCUGGUUUCCACCAUGGUGACCAAGAUCGAGCACAACAACAACUAGGCCUAAAAGAGACGCCAUGCUAGUCAGAAGCUAGCUUUUAGCACAGUAGUAUGACUGACGAAGACUCAAAGUGGUUAUGGUUUAUAUUUCAUGCUAUUGUGCCUAAGAAAAACCCUCUUAGUUUAUUAUUUAGGCGAGCAGUUAGGGCUGUUUGUAGUUGUAGGUCAAAAGAUGAUACUAUUGUAGUCUUCUGAAGAAUCUCACUUAUAUACACAAAUACAGAACAGACACAUUUGUUUUCAUGUCACUGUGCCCCAUCUGACAUUACAUUCCUCUACCGAGCGGCUUCAGAUAAAAACAUGUUUUUGUAUCAUUUAAAACGAGAAAUAUUUGUUGUAACUUAAAAUAUGUGAUCAACUUGUAUAAAUGCUGCAAUUUAACUUAACAAUGAGCAAAAAUCUGCUGAAAAAUCUUAAUAUUAUGAUGUUGUUGAAAUGUGUACAUUAGUGGACUUUAUGUAUUUGACUGUUCUUGUUUUUUUUCAUAUACAUGUUAUUAAAGAUACUAUUUAUUACUAUA
This is a messenger RNA of Perca fluviatilis (European perch), 1395 nucleotides long. It is a transcript of the gene pnp5a, whose product is annotated as purine nucleoside phosphorylase 5a. Gene Ontology annotation, cellular component: cytoplasm. NCBI's taxonomy places the organism in Eukaryota, Metazoa, Chordata, Actinopteri, Perciformes, Percidae. Gene Ontology annotation, biological process: nucleoside metabolic process. The transcript is spliced from 6 exons. Gene Ontology annotation, molecular function: purine-nucleoside phosphorylase activity. The record is from RefSeq and is a predicted model, not a curated record. The coding region runs from base 1 to 876 and encodes 291 amino acids.